This is a messenger RNA of Sphaerodactylus townsendi, 2173 nucleotides long. It is a transcript of the gene HHATL, whose product is annotated as hedgehog acyltransferase like. Gene Ontology annotation, biological process: negative regulation of N-terminal protein palmitoylation. Bases 440 to 1951 code for a protein of 503 amino acids. The transcript is spliced from 12 exons. The record is from RefSeq and is a predicted model, not a curated record. Gene Ontology annotation, cellular component: endoplasmic reticulum. Gene Ontology annotation, molecular function: acyltransferase activity. NCBI's taxonomy places the organism in Eukaryota, Metazoa, Chordata, Lepidosauria, Squamata, Sphaerodactylidae.
CAGCCGGACGCCCUGGGGCAGCCGGCUUCCCCCUUCCUCGGCCACUGCCCGGGAUCCACUUUGGCUGCCUCUGCUGCUCCAGAUCAGCUCCGGCAGCUAUUUUGACAGGCAGCUCCUGGACCGGCCCCCGCUCUGCAGCACUGCUCCAAAAUAAAAAUAUCUGCAGCCUCCUGCUCUCUGCUCAACUCACACCAAGGACCUCCCCGGGAGGGACACCCAUCGGCCAGUGAUUUCUAAGAGCCCCAGGACCAGGCGCCUCAUCUUCAUGUGUUUGUAAAGUUUGGACCACCCUGGUUCCCGAAGAGAGGGCAACCCCAGGACCCCCCUUUGACCCCUACGCCCCUUUAAUCCUGAGAUCGGCCGUGGUACUGAACUCUGCCGCCUCUGUCUCAAGAUCUUGAUCCCUCGGAGACCGCCCCUGUGGUAGUAACCCUGCAAAAUGGGCAUUAAAACUGCUCUGCCCACUUAUGAACUGGGCCUGUACGCGCUCGUGGUGUUGGGCGCCAUCUUUUAUAGCGGACAUGACAUCUUUGAAACCUCUCGAGAGAACAUGAACCGCAAGACCUUCCGAGAGAACAUAAGACCGGGAUGGCAUUACUUUGGCAGGAAGAUGGACACAGCUGAUUUCGAAUGGGCCAUGUGGUUCACCUCGUUCAGGAACUUCAUAAUCUUUGCCCUGUCUGGUCACGUCCUGUUUGGCAAGAUCUGCUCCAUGACAGCUUCUCAGCACCGGUCCGUGGUUUACCUGGUGUAUGGCUUGCUGGCUGUGUUUGGCACAAUGGGAGGAACAUACCUGAUGAUCAUCCUGUCGCACUGCUUGGUGCUGUACAGUGUCGCGCUGGCUAAGCAGAAAUGGCUGUGCUUUGUCGCAGGACUUUGUAGCCUGGCCUCCUUUAAGGUGGAGCCAUUCAGCUCUUGGCAGAAUGGGUUUGUAACAGGAACUUUUGAUCUUCAAGAUGUCCUCUUUUACGGAGGAACAGGCUUCAGCAUCAUGCGCUGCAUGAGCUUCGCACUGGAGAACUGUGACAGGAAGGAAGGGAACUUCUCCAUCUUUGCCCUGCUGAAAUACAACUUCUACCUCCCCUUCUUUUUCUUCGGACCUGUCAUGACCUUUGACCGAUUCCAUGACCAGGUAAAUGUCAGCGACCUGCAGCGUAAACAGAACGAGAUGUGGUACAUCCGUCUCCACGCGAUAGUCCACCUGGCGGCCAUUGCCGCCGUGGAUGUCUUUUUCCACUUCUUCUAUAUCCUGACCAUUCCUUCGGACAUGAAGUUUGUGAACCGCCUCUCCGACUGGGCCUUGGCUGGCCUGGCUUAUUCCAACCUGGUGUACGACUGGGUCAAAGCCGCAGUGAUGUUUGGGGUCAUCAACACCAUCGCUCGGCUGGAUCACCUGGACCCACCUCAGCCUCCAAAAUGCAUCACCAUGCUCUACGUCUUUGCGGAAACGCACUUUGACCGGGGAAUUAAUGACUGGCUUUGCAAGUACGUCUACGAUUACAUUGGUGAGAACCACAGCAACAUCUUGAAGGAGCUGCUGGCUACGAUCUCCACCUUCGCCGUCACCACCCUGUGGCUGGGGCCCUGCGAGAUUGUGUACAUCUGGUCCGUCUGCAACUGCUUCGGUCUCAAUUUCGAGCUCUGGGUACAGAAGUUCUUCGAGCUGGAGACGUUCGCGAGGAUAGAGGCCAAGAUGCCGGAAGCCAUGUCCCGGCGGAUAAGAGGCUUCUUUGGAGCAGCCAAUUUUUGGGCUAUCGUUCUCUACAACAUUCUUGCCCUCAACAGCUUGGAUUUUGCAAUCGUUGUUGCUCGGAGAAUUCUCCUAAUAGGUUUCCCCCUCAGCACCUUGUCCAUCUGGUUCAUCACUUACUGCGGCGUGCAGCUGAUCAAGGAGAGGGAGAGGCUGCUGGCCAUCCUCGAGGAGAAGGAAGCGAAGGAAAAGAGAGAAUGACGGAGGGCGGGAAGCCUGCUUCCAAAACGGCCGCCAACGCUCCGUGGCUAACUGGCUAACCGGCCGGGCAAAGCUAAAGCCCUUGAGUAUUCCGUCCCCUGCCACGAAACCGUUCUCCAGCCCUGUACAAACUCACCUGUUUAAUAAUACCUUUUCCUGUUUAAAUAAAGAGAAAUAUUUUCUAUAAGAUACGCCACCCAUACCAAAGUUUUCACCACAAAA